UUAGUUUUGUUUUACACACUGAAGUGCACGGACAUUGUGUAUUACAGUGAAGUUACAGGAACUUUGCCAGAUUUUUUUCUGUGUGUACCUCUUAUUACGAUAAGAAAAAGAUUGUGGACAUUUAAAUAUACACCUUAUUUGUAGACGCAGUGUAAUUAUAUAAUUCAGGAAAAGGGAUUGUUUUCAUUUUUUCGGAUUUUUUUAGAGGAUAAUAGUGAUGUGUAGAGGACUACAGAAUUUGUAAUUGUGAGGAUUCAGACAUUUAAAUGUCAUUACAAUGAAACUGUAACAUGUGACCAAUAGAACAGGGGUGAAUUUACACAGUUUAUAAAUCCCAUUCAUGCAACAUUUUCUUGCCUCAUUAAAUUUAUCUUUGUUUGGAUUUAUAUACGUGAUGAGUUUUAAGACUAGGAUGUCGGCUUCUUCUUUUAAUGGAGUUGUCAAAUCUUACCAGGCUGGCCGGUGAGGUCUAUUUGGACAUGAUUUGUUUAUCAGUGGAAGCAAAAAGUUCAUUGAAAAUCAUCAUGGUUUUGGGUUUAAAUUAAUUGUGAAGUCACUUGUCAAAUAAUAGGAACUCGAGACUGUGAGUUUUACAUUUAGAGAUAGGACCCGGCAAGAGACAGUCACAGAGUACAAAUGUUAUGUUCUGUGAACUUUGAUACCUGCAGCCAAAUCGUAUGUCAUAAUGGAUUUUAAUUGAAAAAAAAAAAAAUUAGGAAAAAAUUGUGCAUUUCAACCAUUCCAACCAUAUACAUGUAUGGCUCAAAAGCUAGCUGGAACUGAUGGAUAUGUGGAAAGAAUGAGGGAUAAAAUGAGUUAAUUUUGCUGUGUUAAACUUAUAAUUCUGUGGGAUGGAUUUGGAUUAUUGAGUGAUUAAACACAGAAAAAUUUAACAAUUCUCAGACAGGUCCAGACAUUAUAAGAUGGAGUAUGAAGGUUAUUUCUUGGUAGCCAAAUUCCAGCAUGGCUGAGGAGCCCUCUGAUUUGGAGGACUUUGAGGUGGAAAAGGAAAUGGCGCCCUCUGGUGAUAAGGGGAAAUCUUCCAUCAGUCGGUUUUCCCGUGACAACUGGAGGCAGUCGCUCGGUAACCGACCAGACAUGUACAAAUGGUUAGAGGCUCAGGAGAGGCAGCAAGAAAGGCUUCAUAGCCCCAUACACCAGAUGGAGAGAAGGGAACCAGUUGGGGGAGCCAGUACAGAACCAGGGAACGACUCAAAAGUGGAAAACCACACACACAGUGGUAUUCUUAUCCAUCUACCCAAUGACGGAGGACCGCUGGGAAUCCAUGUCGUGCCGGAUUAUGACGACUCAGGAAGAGAACUAGGGCUGUUGGUACAAGGUGUGGAGGAAGGAGGGAGAGUGUCAAAAGAUGGAAGACUCCGAGAAAAUGACCGCAUAAUUGAGAUCAAUGGACAAACACUUGUAGGAGUUACAUUUUCCAAAGCUCAGGACAUUUUUCGCUCUGCCAUGAGGGACAAUGACAUCAGAUUGCGCAUCAUCAAAAAACAAGUUCCCCCACCCCUCCCCAAACAACCUCCACCCCCCGUCAUGCCAAAACCAAAGAACCACACCCCUGCCAAACCCUCCCCCCUUACACUACCCCCGCCCCGACUGAAUGAGUCCGACCUUUCCAGCCCCACUGGGCCAGAGCAGACCAGCACCCCUAUAGUAUCUGUACAAAAUAGUAGUAACAGUAGUAUUGAGGGGUACGCCCCCUCCCCCAUUAAGCCAGCUGUCCCUGCUAAACCUGUCUCCCCCACAAAGAAGGUGCCCCCCGCGGUACCCACGAGAAAUCCAGGCACCACUCUGUCAUCCAAUGUGUCCAAGGAACGCAGCAAAUUGGUGGCCCCCACCAACACCAAGAAAAUUGGCAAGAAGAUGGAGAUAACUCUUAUCAAAGGUCCAGUUAGCCUUGGUUUCAGUGUGACUACCAGAGAUAACCCAGCUGGAGGGGAUUCCCCAAUCUAUAUUAAGAACAUCCUUCCCAGAGGAGCGGCUAUUACUGAUGGAAGGUUAAAAGCAGGAGAUAGACUGCUGGAGGUAAAUGGCGAAGACCUGACAGGGAAAACCCAGGCUGACGUUGUCUCUGUGCUGAGGAAUGCCCCCAUGGGAAGCUCAGUACAGCUGGUGAUAUCACGACAAGAGGUGGUGGACGAAAAGUUCCAAGUCCCGCGAGAGCUGCGAGACGCUCCCGUCUCUGACCCCCCUCCUGUCUUACAGCCGCCAGAGAAAUCGGGGGACACCGACGGCUCGCUGACUGCCGGGCGCAACAAGGAGAUUCUACGUCUGGACAUUCCACUGUCCGAUUCUGGGUCGGCGGGGCUCGGGGUCAGUGUCAAGGGUAAAACCAUGACAACGGACCGAGGCACCAGGGAUCUGGGCAUUUUUGUCAAGUCUGUGAUAAAUGGAGGGGCAGCAUCAAAGGAUGGCCGGCUUGCAGUAAACGACCAACUGAUAGAAGUAAACAAUGAGAAGCUGAUGGGACUAUCAAACACGGAGGCCAUGGAGAUGUUAAGGAAAGCAAUGCAGAUGGAGGGGCCCAUCCCAGGGUACAUUCAUCUGGUUGUCGCCCGUAAAAUUGGAGCCCCUUCCCCCUCCCCGUUCACUCAGGAGGCUUCCCAUGAUGCUUUUGUUUUCGGUGCUAAUAAUAAAAUGGUCCGAGAGACAGACCACGUGGAAAAUUUAAGAACGAAGGAAAACCUGAUAGAUUCUUACAGACAAACUAGUGAUACCCCAUUGGAGCCUCACAGAGGCCUGGAUUAUUUAGAUGGGGGAAGUAAAGCUAGGAAUUUCUUAAUCGAACGUCUCACGAAUGGGGGACUUAGGAAUGAAUCAUACACGAAGGCCACCAGAGAUGAAAUGGACGAUAGUGCUUUGUCACAUGAUCAGGAUGAAGGACUGCGGAACCAGUCAUAUAAUUUUGCUUUACAAGGUAGCGGGAAUAUAUUGUCACCAGGAACUUCACCGUUGAAACCCAUGCAAAAGAGUUCACCCUUAGUGGGUCCCAAUGUCAUGAUAGAGAAUGACGAGGAAGAGGCGGAGAGCAGACAGAGGAUGCGGCCCCACUCUACUAUUGGGUUCCUCCACCACCACUUUAACAGUUCUAGCUCAGAGGAACUAGACCAGCAGCCCGUGUGGCUCCAGGGUGGGGACUGGGGGCCGCCUGUCAGCCCGGGAGGGGAGGAAAUGUCGCCCACCAGUCCCUUGGGAGAGUUCAAGCGUGAAGGUUUUGGACGACAAAGUAUGUCUGAGAAACGGAAAGGUCAUAUUGACCCAAGUCGAAGUGAAGUAUAUCAACGCGUCAAAUCCAGCCGACAAAAAGGUGGCAGCACAGGUACAGGAAGUCUGAAGAGGGUCGGGUCGGCCGAGUCUCUGUUGAGUCGGAAUUCCCGGAGUCGUCCCCGAACGUCACGCUUACCUCCCUUACCAAAGCAUGGCCAGCGUAUUAUGGACAAACCCCUUGAUGUGCCCCACUCCAACCUGAAACGCUUCAGCUCCCUGGAGAAUCUGGCUCAGGUUGCGCCGGGGGACACGGACGAGAGUAGGGAGAGUCUGGACGCCUCCCACGAGAGUCAGGAGGAUUCCCACCGCGGGGUCAAGCUAGGGCGGGGGAGGGGCUGUAAUCUCAGCUUCAGGGCAGCAGUCGACCGGUCCUAUGACCCAGUCCCCCAGGAACUCACUACCAUGGAUCCACAAGAUCAGAAUCAAACACAGGAAGGAAAUCUGGAAACCAGUGAGGGCUUCACUGUAGGAGAACAGGUGGAGGAGGAGAGCAGUGAGGGAGGAUCGGUCACACAGGGAGGGGUCACGACCUCGGGACAUUCCUCCAUGAGCAGCGAGCCAGAGGACCCCAGAAAAGCCAAGAAGAAACCCGCCAAGGAAAAGAAAGGACCAGGGGGAAUAUUUAAAGGGUUACUCAGGAGGAGCAACAAAAGUAAAAAAGAAGAAGCAAAAGCACAGGAAGAAACAGACAGACAGAUUGGGUCAGAGGAAAGGUCAAAGUCAGCAGACUCCAGGGAAGACAGUUUUAAGGAGUUGUUUGAGGAAACUGAAUAUGAAAGAAUUCAGGAACAGGUCCGACAAUUACAAGACCAGCAGAGCAAUGCGGAAUUCCUGAGACUCGAACAAAGAUACUCCGACAACCACACCCCGCGGCUGUCACGUAACUCCCCCCAACUACAGGACAAAUUCUCUAGACUCACCCCAACCCACAAAGCAGACCACUCGUCACGGUUCACCAAUAACUCACCUCAUCCAACCGACCAUCUGUCACGGAUUACCGAUAACCAGUUCACGGCUGGUCCUCCGUCGGGAAGGUCCGCGGAGGACCCGGAGUCCUGGUCGCGCGCCCAGUGGAUCCAGCAUCUGAGGAGAGAACACCAGCGCCGACAUCAGGAGAGGGAGGGACAUUACCCGCUGGACGACUCGGAGGAGCGAUACGAACAGGAGAUUCAGGAGGAGGAGACUAGGGUAGGGCAGCCGUGGCACGGCGCUAACCAGCGAUAUGGGAACAGUGCAAUACCAGAAAACAUUCUGUAUUCAAGGCAUCCAUCAAGUUCUGUUGUCACUGACAACAGUUACCAUGGAUACCAGGGUAACAGAACACAGAAUGCAGGACAUUCCUAUCCUGAAAGACCUCAUAGCCGACCAGCCUAUCAGGAACCCUCAUCUUAUCACCCUAACUACAGUUACCAUGACAACAUUAUCCAUCAGCGACAGCGUAGUAACGAAUACAUUCCUCCUCGUCAACAGGCCAUUGAUCACUUUCAUCAGAGACAGAACAGUGACUUAUCUGAGCAGCACACACAUGAAUUUUAUUCCCGGAGACUCCCUCCACCUCGCCCUUUUACCCCCAGGGAACAUUGGCAGGACACAGAGAGUGCCCCUGCCCUGCUAAGACAGUACCCCCACCCCCAUCCUCCCCCAGGCCCUGCCCCCCAGUACGGGGACCCUAUCUUUGCCUACAGAGACCCUAUCUAUCCCUCCAUGGCGGGAAAACGUUCUGUACAGUCCCUCUCACAGACGGGAUCAGCAAAAGUUUGACGUAAAGAAUGAUUCCUCUGUUUUGUAGAAGAUUUUAUCUGGGAUAAUUUUAUAUUUUAAAUGGAUGGACAGUUUGGUUGCUGACAGUAUGCCAUAUAGACUGUGAAUUCUGUGUUGUGUAAGACAAAUGUGAUUAAUGAUUUCUUAUUCCACGAUCAUUUUUGGAAGUUGGAAAACUCUGAAGAGUCUGGAAAUGCACAAGGCAGUUAAAAUGAAAAAUCUUGUAUUGCUUUGUGUAGAAUUUUAUUUUUUUUUACAAAGAUUAUCUACAAAGGUAGAAAAUUUUAGAAUAGAACAAAACAAAACAAAACAUUCCAUUAGAUUUGGUCUUGGUUUCAAUUUGUUACAUCUUUUAAAACCACUGAACUUCAUUCUUCAUGGAUUAUUUAAUGUCUGAUUGAGUGUAUAAUGUAUUCAAAAUCCAGAACUUAGUUAUACAGAUGUCAUCCAAUCAUAUUUUGCAUAUGCAAAUUUCAUCCAAUCAUUUUUGGCUUAUGCAAAUUUCAACCAAUCAUUUUUGGCAUAUGCAAAUUUCAUUCAAUCAUUUUCAAUGUAUGCAGAAUUUUUUGCUACACGGAUAUUAUUCAGUCAUUUCUUCCAAUAUGCAGAAUCUUCAUAAUGCCAUUUGAUAUGCAAAACAAUAACAAGGUGUCUUGUAUGUUUUUUUUUUAAUGUCAGCUUUUUUUAUCAUAGGAAGUUAUAAGUAAAGAUGUACAUAUCUCAUGUAAGCAUAUAGUUUCAGUUGCCUGAAGGUUUUACAUUCCGUACCACAUGAGAACAAUAUAUACUGUGUAUUAAGUACAUGUGGGUACAAUUAUUCUAUUUUUUCUACAUUUUUAAGAAUAUUUAUUUGACGUUCUUUUUAAAAAUGCCGGUAAACUGUAACAUUUAUCAGAAUAUACCUGAAUUAUACAAUAAAGGAGGUUAAUAUCGUUAUAAAUCAAUUAAUUUUAUUCUGCAAAAUGUAUUUUACCUGCAAAUAAAACUAGGAACAAAGAUCUUCAGAAUAAUGAGUAUAUAUUAGCUAUUUAUUAUUUUAUUGAGGUACUGCCAAAAUCUUGAAUUUUCUUGAACUCUGGAAAUUAUUUCCAAUGUAAAUUCUGACAGUUGCAUGAUUUUCCCUCAAGAUAUAGUUUUUGUGUCUGGGUCAUAAGAAAUAUACUAGUGUCACUCUUCCUGGGAUGAUAUAUUAAAAGAGGAAAAAAUAGUGUAUUGUUUGAAGACCAUUCAAAAGUUUCUUUAACUAUAAUAUACAACAAGAAAAACCUCAAAUAAUUCAUUGUACAAAAAAUCGGAAAUGUUCAUUAAAUUGACAUUUCUGAUUUUUUUUUUGGUGAUAUUUAGAUUUUCUCCUUUUAGUGAGAGACAUGCAUUGACCUGUUUACAUACAUGUCAUAGGUAAAUUUAAUUUUCAGUGCACUUGGGGAAAAAAGAAGGAGUCUUAUUGUAGACAUGUUUGGGAUAUAUUACUUAUAAUGACAUUGUUGCUACUAUUAAUAAAAUGAUAUUAAAGAUGAA
Messenger RNA from Saccostrea cuccullata (small rock oyster), 6561 nucleotides. Its product is annotated as partitioning defective 3 homolog. The transcript is spliced from 22 exons. Gene Ontology annotation, cellular component: adherens junction; apical junction complex; cell cortex. Gene Ontology annotation, biological process: establishment of cell polarity; establishment or maintenance of epithelial cell apical/basal polarity; establishment of centrosome localization. Gene Ontology annotation, molecular function: protein binding; phosphatidylinositol binding. NCBI's taxonomy places the organism in Eukaryota, Metazoa, Mollusca, Bivalvia, Ostreida, Ostreidae. Bases 964 to 5043 code for a protein of 1359 amino acids. The record is from RefSeq and is a predicted model, not a curated record.